AUGCUAUCAUAUGAUGAGGUUCUCGACAUGUUCGAUCGAAGAAACCUCGAAGCUUACAACAAAAUGGGCAAGGUCAAAGGCUUUGCCGAAGCUUUAGAGGUAGACCUCGAAACUGGUCUUACAGAUGAUGAAGCUAAGACUGGUUUUGAGAAGCGCAUAGAGAAAUACGGACGCAAUAUUCUCCCAGAUCCACCAACAGAAUCAUGGUGCCACAUGUAUAUCAUGUGCUUUACAGAUUUAAUGCUUAUUAUCCUUUUGGCUGCUGCCGUCGUGUCUUUAAUCCUUGAAUGCGUUUUCAGUUACAAAGACGAGGGUGCAUCCGUCCUUAUUGAACCACUUUCUAUUUUUGCCGCCGUUUUAAUUGUAUCCCUCGUUCAGACACAAGUUGAUUACUCCCAACAGCAAUCAUUCUUGGAAAUCAACAAAUUGAAGAACAGUUAUGAGGUCAACGUCAUCCGCGGAGGCCACGAAGUUCAGAUUCUAUCCACAGAAGUCAUGAUGGGUGAUAUCCUUUCACUCAAGUCAGGCAAUGCCAUUGCCGCUGACUGCCUCUAUAUCCGUGGCCAAGAUCUUAAGGUUAACAACUCCGCACAGACAGGUGAAUCCGACGCUAUUCCAGUCCAUGACGAUGCUCCAUUCGUCUAUGGUGGUACAGCUGUCGAAACAGGCUUUGGCCAUUGCCUUGUCGUCGCUAUCGGUCCACACACAAGAUCUGGUGACAUGAUGAUGAAGAUUCAGGAUCUUGAAGGUGAAAAGAAGGAUGAGCUCUCUCCACUCGAAGCCAAGCUUGAGAAGGUCGCUCUCAUUCUCACAUACAUCGGUGCUAUCGGUGCUGUCAUCACAUUCAUUGUUCUUCUUGUCUACUUCAUCUUAGAUCACAAGAAAUUGGAGACAGAUGAUGAUAAGAAGAAGCACUGGCCAGAUCUUAUCCACAAGUUCAUGGUUGCUGUCACAAUCUUCAUUUGCGCCGUUCCAGAAGGUCUUCCACUCGCUGUUACAAUCGCUCUCGGUUUCUCAAUGAAGCGUAUGAUGAACGAUCAGAACUUCGUCCGUCAUCUCAACGCUUGCGAGACAAUGGGUGGUGCAACAGCUAUUUGCUCAGAUAAGACAGGUACACUUACACAGAACAAGAUGACAGUUGUCAGAUUCUACCAGAUCGGCAGCCAGUUCCAGUCAGGCACAAAUCCAACAAUCGACAACAAGGACAUCCUCGAAUUGUUCACCAAGGCCGUCGCCAUCAACUCAACAGCCUUCAAGACGACAACAACAGAGAAGAAGAAGAUCGGAAAGAAGGUCGAAGAAAUUACAAAGACAGGAUUCGUCGGUUCAUCAUCAGAAUGCGCCCUCCUUCAGCUUCUCGAGCCAUGGGGCAAGGACUACGAACAGAUCAGAAAGGACGCCAACAUUCUCCACGUCCACGAAUUCUCAUCCGCCAGAAAGAAGAUGUCUACAAUUGUCAAGGAAGGCGAUUCAGUCCGCGCUUACAUGAAGGGUGGUCCAGAUUUCUGCCUUGGCCUUUGCACACACUACAUGUCCGCUCAAGGUGAACGUCUUGAGAUCACAGAACAAGUCAAGCAGUCAAUCCUCGAAACAGUCACUAUCUUCGCUAACGACUCACUCAGAACAAUGCUCAUCGCAUACAGAGACCUUGGAACAGAGUUCAAGGAGGAAUACAAGGACGCAACAACAGUCGAACACGAUCUUACAAUCAUCGGCAUUGUCGGUAUCCAGGAUCCACUCAGAGAAGAAGUCAAGGACGCCGUCGCCAACUGCAGAACAGCUGGUGUCGUUGUCAGAAUGGUUACGGGUGACUUCAUCGCCACAGCCAAAGCUAUUGCCAGAGAGUGCGGCAUCCUCGAUGAAUCUAAGGGCGAAAUCGCUAUGGAAGGCCAGGAAUUCGCCAAGCUCGACAAACUCGAAAUGCUCGAGAAGGUUCCACAUCUCCGUGUCAUGGCUCGUUCAUCUCCAAUGGAUAAGCUCAGACUUGUUUCAUUCCUCAUGGAAGCAGGUGAAGUCGUUGCUGUUACAGGUGAUGGUUCCAACGACUCUCCAGCUCUUAAACAAGCAGAUGUUGGUCUUUCCAUGGGUAGAUGCGGUACAGAACUCGCUAAGAUGGCUUCUGACAUUGUCAUUCUCGAUGAUAACUUCAACUCAAUUGUUUCUGCUUUGAAGUGGGGCCGCUGUGUAUAUGAUAACGUCAGAGGUUUCUUACAGUUCCAGCUCACAGUCAACUUCGCCGCUAUGAUUGUCGCCUUCAUCGGUGCCAUCGCUCUCCACCAGUCUCCACUCACAACACUCCAGCUCCUUUGGGUCAACCUCAUCAUGGACUCUUUCGGUGCCCUCGCUCUCGCUACACGUGGUCCAUCCAACUCCCUCCUCAAGAGAAAGCCAUACGGCCGUGGUGACCAGCUCCUUUCCAACAUCCUCAUCAGAAACAUUGUCGGCCACACAAUCUACCAGACAGCCGUCUUGCUCUUGAUCCUCUUCGGUUACAACGCUGUCUUCGGCCUCAAUGUCCCAGACAAGAAGUUCCUUGGCCACGACCUCUCAUUAAAAGAACAGGAUACAUACGAUAAGCAGUUGUCCGGCCUCAUCUUCAACACAUUCGUUUUCAUGCAAGUUUUCAACCUCCCGAACGCAAGAAUUACCGGCCAGGACACACCAUUCUUCGAAGGACUCUUCUCCAACAUCUUCUUCGUUGCAAUCUUCUUCGGCAUCAUCGUCGUUCAGAUCAUCAUCGUUGAAUUUGCUGGCAAAGUCUUCGAUCACGAAUUGUUAAAGACACCAAAGGAGUGGCUCCGCUGGAUCAUCGCCCUCGCAUUCGGCCUCGGAUCACUUGUCAUCGGCUUGAUCCUCAGACUCAUCAAGCUCCCAGAUAGAACAGAGGACAAGCUCAACGCCCUCAGAGCAGAACGCGCUCAGCUCAUCAGAGACACAUACACAGGAAUGCCAAAGGACGAACAGUUCAAGCGCCACAUCAACGCUAAGGGACGCGUUGUUAAAGAGGGUGAAGAGGAUAACUCUGACUCCUCUGCACCAGAAGAUUCUGGAUCUGGUGUUUCUAUCAGUGCUCCAGCAGAAGAUAGAGCUCGCGCUGAGUUAUAA
This is a messenger RNA of Trichomonas vaginalis G3, 3105 nucleotides long. RefSeq names its product calcium-transporting ATPase protein. Gene Ontology annotation, molecular function: ATP binding; P-type calcium transporter activity; ATP hydrolysis activity. Gene Ontology annotation, biological process: calcium ion transmembrane transport. The record is from RefSeq and is a predicted model, not a curated record. Bases 1 to 3105 code for a protein of 1034 amino acids. Gene Ontology annotation, cellular component: intracellular membrane-bounded organelle; membrane. The transcript has a single exon. Lineage: Eukaryota; Parabasalia; Trichomonadida; Trichomonadidae.